AUGGUAUUGCAGCAUAUCGUCAUUUUGAAUAGGGACUGUGUCUACUUUGGUAAGCCUGGAAUUUUACGAUCUUUGCACUAUAACUUGAACCUGGUAGAUCUAGCCGGUUCUGAACGCGUUGCAAAAACAGCAGCUCAGUUCGACUUAAGGCCAAGGGUCAUUGUUAUCAAUAAGCUCAGCGAGGGUCCAGGAAAGUCUUUAGCUUUCAUCUUUUGGUCAUAUACCAUACCGGGACAACUGACGCGCAUUCUUCAAUCCGUUUUAAACGGUAACGCAGAAACGGCUAUUAUUUACACCAUUACACCGCAUGAGUACACCGGAGGUGUCAUUCCUUUGCAUUCUCGUGACUUACAACAAACAACGACCAAGGACAAACCAAAUGUUGCCAAUAAAGAUGCAUGGACGCGCCUAAACCAAGAACUCGAUGACGUCUGGGCAACUUUAAACACAGAAGACCAAGCAGCUCCGUCUACGUCAGAGUACACACCCUGUGUAAAAUCCGACGGACCGAGCUUGUUUGAAUCAGACUUCUUACUUUGA
This is a messenger RNA of Selaginella moellendorffii, 540 nucleotides long. Its product is annotated as kinesin-like protein NACK2. Gene Ontology annotation, molecular function: ATP binding; microtubule motor activity; microtubule binding. Lineage: Eukaryota; Viridiplantae; Streptophyta; Lycopodiopsida; Selaginellales; Selaginellaceae. Bases 1 to 540 code for a protein of 179 amino acids. The transcript has 3 exons. Gene Ontology annotation, biological process: microtubule-based movement. The record is from RefSeq and is a predicted model, not a curated record.